This is a messenger RNA of Erpetoichthys calabaricus (reedfish), 2550 nucleotides long. It is a transcript of the gene pawr, whose product is annotated as PRKC, apoptosis, WT1, regulator. Lineage: Eukaryota; Metazoa; Chordata; Cladistia; Polypteriformes; Polypteridae. Gene Ontology annotation, cellular component: cytoplasm. Gene Ontology annotation, biological process: apoptotic process; positive regulation of apoptotic process. Bases 362 to 1444 code for a protein of 360 amino acids. The transcript is spliced from 7 exons. The record is from RefSeq and is a predicted model, not a curated record.
UCAGCCAUUUCGGCGAACUUCGGAGACGCUCGGAAACACCUCGUCGCUUUCGAACUCCGGGACUCACUUGAUCAGCGAAGUAAAACUUCGACGGCCGGAGCUGCGUGUCGCUAUCUAUUUAUCCUUUUACACCUGACGGAUACGAAAAGUCGUGGAAGACAUACAGUCACGGAAGGCAGACCCAACGGCACCAAUCUAAAGCCCUCUGGACGUUCGUGUAUGCCUCGGGAAUGCAGUGACGGUAGUUAAACAACAUCGUUCAGAAGGUACUGCAACACUAUCACUCCCUCGGCACGCACCUUUCUUGAAGUAAACUUCGGGAUAAACAGCUGCUGCUGGAUAAAUUACAAAUAAUAAUAAAAUGGCGACCGGGGGGUUUAGAGCGCCAAACACUACGACUGAUUUCUUGGAAGAAUGGAAAGCAAAACGGGAAAAAAUGCGAGCAAAAAUGCUUGGGGAGACGGCGCCAGGAGCUGCGAGUAGCGACUCGACGAAGGGCUCCGGGGGGAGAGGCGCGGGCAGCGGCGAACUAACCAACAAUGGCAACCCAGAACGCGCUUCUCUUAACUGUGUCUCUCACCCCCCGGCUGCUGCAGUUGUUUCGGCAGUUUGUGCCACCUCUACGCCCUCUGCCAUGGUCCGCUCACCUUCCUCCUCUGCCCUCAGAGCAACGGACGACGAGGCGCAUCGGACAACAGAAUCUCCAGGGAUGAACGCCAAGAAACCCCUUGGCACUCCUCAGCCAGACAGUAGCCCGGCAAGUGUUGCUCACGAAAGCGACAAAGAAAGUUCUCCAUCGCCAGCCGCUAAAGGCAAGGAAAAGAGCAAGAACACCGGCCCGAGCGCCAGGAAGGGCAAAGGGCAGAUCGAGAAAAGGAAACUUCGUGAGAAGCGCCGGUCCACAGGGGUUGUCAGCAUACCAUCCAAUGAGAGUCCUGAUGAGUUUGAUGAUGAUGAUGCAGUACAAAAAGAAAGGAAGAGGGAAAAUGCACUUACACAACAGAAUACCUUGCAGAAUGAGACACUCUCUUCUGAUCCAAAUUCCAGCCAUAUAUUUCAGGAUACAUCUAGAACAUCUACUGGCAGAUUUAAAAGCACAGCUACUGCACCUCCUGAUGAUGAGAUUUUGGGCAAUUCCAGAUAUUCAUCCCGUGGAGACAGGGCAGGAUAUGGAAGACACAAUAGAGAACAAAAUUCAGCAACAGCUAGUGCUACAUGGGCAUUGGAAAAGAAAAUUGAGGAACUAGAAAAGGAGUUGGCUAACGAAAGACAAGAAAAUGCACGGCUGCUUAAAGCACACCAGGACAAAGAUGAGCACAUCAUGAAGCUGAAAGAUGAGAUCGAUUUGCUCAACAGGGACCUUGAUGAUAUAGAAGAUGAAAAUGACCAACUGAAGCAGGAAAACAAAACGCUGCUUAAGGUUGUUGGCCAGCUAACAAGGUAGAGCCAGUCUGUCUCAAAAGGAGACUCUGUCUGACAAGUUGUCUUUUGCCUUUUACAUCCAUAUUUCCAACAAAAUUAUUUCCUUGUGUGUAUUGUCAGAAAUUCCAUGUAUUAAAGGACACACUUGUGAAGAGAGUGCAUUUAUUUUAUCUUUCAUAUCAAGUGUUUUUGUUCUUUGUAUUUAUCUUAUCAUGAAAUGUCAGCUGAAUAAGAAAAAUGCCACAUUGUUUUGUUGAUUUCCAAAGUUUCCAGAUAAAAAAAAACUUUGAAUGUAAAUGUAUUGUACAUAGGACCAUUUGUAAGAGCUAUAACCCUAAUCAAAUGCCCUUUACAUUCCACAUACAAAGCUCCUUUUGAUAUUUUCCAUAAAACCAGAAAUAAAAAUGUAAUGCCUUAAACAUGCUGAAUAAAUUGUAGUCACAGUGUAAAUCUUACAAUAAUGGAUGCUUUCAUAAUUUAAAGUAAGGGCUUAAAAACAUGAAAGUUUGGGCAUCUCUCUAAAUUAACUCGUUUUUUUUUCCAUACAAAGUAAUCAUUUCAAUAUUUGAAUUCAUACAUCAUCUUCACCAGUUAAUGAAUUCUGGAGCAUUUAUUAUCAGACUGUUGUUUUCUGUGUAAGCAGUUACUGUAUGGAGGGGGUUUACAUUUGGCUAAAGAUAACAUUACAGAGUUUUAAGAAAAUUGCUGGUGGCAAGAAUAAUUUCCUUUGAAGGCAUUUUAAACAUGAUUUGUUUUUUUGUUUUUUAAGACAAUGUAAAUUAAACUAAUUUUAACCAGAAAAUAGAAUAUUUUGAAAAGAUGUGUGUUUUGGAAUUGCCAGGACUCUUUUAAGGUCUUUCCAUUGUUUUUCCACCUUAGACAAUUUUAAUGCAAAAAUAGUUACCUUCCAUUUAAUUCAGCCUAGAAGUAGCCAUCAUAUUCUUCAGCUUGUAUCUUUAGCAAACAAUCACUUUUUAAUGCAAAUGACAGAUGAUGUAUUUCGUGAUAUUCAUUCCAGUAUAUGAAUGGAACAAUGCUGGUGGUUACUGGUCAGAAUGAAAAGGGUGUACAUUAUUUACUGAUUUGUAUUUACUCUGACUACUUUCUCUUUUGAUUUCUGUUAGAAAA